UAAUGCUACCAAUCAUAGUAUAUAUACGAGUCAAAGUCUUAAGCUGACCAUAUACUCAAAAGUUCUCAAAUUCUUGAUUUUAUUGAGUUCUGUUCCUGUUCUACAAUAAAUUUGAACGAAAUUGUUAUUUUUCAUUAUCAAAAAAUAUAUAAUGAACUAUUUCCAUUUAUCCAGUUUUGAAAUACGGGCGCUAAUAAUUAUAAUUGAAGUAAAUGUGUUAUUGGUAACAUCAGAAUUAGUUCCGAUUCAAAAAGGGGAUCCGUAUGAGUGGCGAAACAUUGGAGAAAACGCCAAUUUCGAUAGAUUUAAUAGCAUAUACGCAGUAACUGUUAAGGAAGAACUGUUACGAAGUGACGGAUACUGUUCUAGUAAAUGUGAUGGAUUUGAAUCAUCGCGUCAAUCUGUCAUUCCACCGUUACUGAGUUAUCCGAAUUCUUGUAAAGGUGUAAUUCAUUACUGCUGGUAUCAGAAAGAAUCCGAAAGGCGAACGGCAAUGGAACAAGAGAAGCAGGACGCCGAGGGUUCAUCGCCCAAGGGACUUUCCGCUUAUAUAAAAAGUCAAGACGUUACACGUGAAUAUAACGAAAAACUACGUUAUAUUGGUAACGAUUGUACAUGUUUGUGCGAACGUACGCGUAAUGAUGAGGUUGAUCUGCGUGGUGAAUUAGUUGAUUCCAUUUGUUAUGAUCCUAUUUCAGUGGAUCAUGGAUAUGUUGCAACUGGCGUGAGAUUCAAAAGACAUGGUAACAUAAUUUACCUUGAACUUCAACAAGGCAUAUUAUCAGGAGGACAAAUUGAUCCCAAUAGUUUGAAGUGGAAAAGUUCUGAUAAAUGUAGUUCAGCAAAAAAAGUUAUUCAUGGUGGGUCACCUAGUUACGGUAGUCUAGAAAUCAUAUUAGAAGAUAUGAAAUUGCCAGAGAAUGCAGUCGUAACAGGCAUCACAUUCGGCCAGUCAUUGCGUGGACGCUAUGUUGAUGAUAACGGCAAUUUCAAUGAUAAUGUAGAUGAAAUUGUAAAGGAAAGUCAAUGUUCUGGGAGUGUCUCUAGCUUAUCGUCAGGUUGUUGGGGUUUUUUGUUACCGACGUCCUUGGUAGGAAAGAAUAACGAACUCAGUAAAUCAUGCGAAAAUAAAUUUUUAUUUUGUGGAUCUGAUGAGGGUUCUGGUUAUAUGCAACACGUUGUUCCGUAUGUUGACUUACAGGAGAUCGUUACCGAUCAAAGUUCACCUCAGCCUAUUCGUGGAAUCGGUUGGUAUUAUCGCAGUCACCCUGGCUAUGGAGGAUUUUUGGCUCUCAAGAUAUUCAAAUAAUUGUAAAUUUCGGCGAGAAAAAAAUAAAUGUCUCUACUUAAUAGAAGUAAAGUAAAUGAAUUUAAAUAAACUAAAAAUAAAAGGCUUUUUUUUACUAUCAUAAAUUUAUCUCAUUGAUUUUAAAUCAUUGUAUAACUGUUAUAAUUAUAUAUGUCGUUGGAAAGCUCACAAUUAUUCAUCUUUAUAAAAAAAUGAUUAAUUUCUAAAGCAGCAUUAUGUAAAAAUCUAAACUUUUUUGAGCUGCUAUCCGUGGAAAAUUACAACACAAAGAAAUACAUGUUCGUUUGCUGACACCUUGAAAAUAUCGUGCAUUAUUUUUGUAGUUACUACUUAAAAACAAAUUUUAAUGGUUUUUUAAAAGAUAAAUAUUCGUAUUCGUCCAAACUAUCGUGAUUCCGUUCGUACAAAUAAUCUUAGUAGCAAAAAAUUAAAAAAUGUUA
Molecule: messenger RNA, 1749 nt
Organism: Microplitis mediator
Lineage: Eukaryota; Metazoa; Arthropoda; Insecta; Hymenoptera; Braconidae
Exons: 6
Coding region: 152-1309 (385 amino acids)
Source: RefSeq, a predicted model, not a curated record